Messenger RNA from Anopheles stephensi (Asian malaria mosquito), 1083 nucleotides. Its product is annotated as glutathione S-transferase 1-like. Lineage: Eukaryota; Metazoa; Arthropoda; Insecta; Diptera; Culicidae. The coding region runs from base 58 to 726 and encodes 222 amino acids. Gene Ontology annotation, molecular function: glutathione transferase activity. Gene Ontology annotation, biological process: glutathione metabolic process. The record is from RefSeq and is a predicted model, not a curated record. The transcript has 2 exons.
UGGGGGGGGGGGGGGGAUUCGUCUUCACUUGCUGGGCAGCCGUCAGUUUCGUACGAGAUGUCUAGCAAGCCGGUCCUAUACACGCACACCAUUAGUCCCGCCGGCCGUGCGGCCGAACUCGCCGUCAAGGCGUUGAACCUGGACGUUGAGAUUAGGGAGAUGAACGUCUUCAAGGGUCAGCAUAUGACCGACGAGUUCAAGAAGCUAAACCCGGUCCAAACGAUCCCCACGCUCGACGAUAACGGGUUUCUGGUGUGGGACAGUCACGCCAUCAUGAUUUAUCUUGCCCGCCGUUACGGUGCCGGCACGGAUCUCUACACGGACGACUUCGAGCAGCAGGCGCGCAUUAAUGCGGCCCUGUUCUUCGAAAGUUCCAUCCUGUUCGCCCGGUUGCGCUUCUGCACGGACAAUCUGACGGUGCUGGGCAAGAGUGCUAUCCCGGAGGAGAACCUGCAGCGUGCGUUGGAAGGUUUGCAGCGGCUGGAAAGUCUGCUGCAGUCGGAUUACGUUGCCGGCGAUCACCUGACGAUCGCGGACUUGAGCUGUGUCAGCAGCGUAACGACGCUGCACCUUAUGCUGAAGCCGUCCGCGGAAGACUUUCCGAAAACAUUCGCUUGGAUCGAACGGCUGGCCCAGCUACCGUACUACGGGGAGGUGAUGGGCCGUGGCCUAAAGGCGGCCGGCGAGCUGAUGCAAAUGCUCGGCGAGAAGAACAGUGCGAAGUAAGAUCCAAGUGAGGUGUGUUGUUGAGUGGUGUGCAGCUUACGAUUAUUGUUGGAGACGGUCUCCCUCUAGACACUACUCUACCGGUGAAGCGGAAAUCGAGCACAGAACUGAACCCCAAAAACCCCAAACUCUGCUGCCUACGGAUUCAUUAAGCUACUCCCGUGUGAAUGUAUUUGUGGCAAACCGGGCGAUAAGAGCAGCACACACCGUGGGUUCAGUAUUAUGCUGUGUACAUCUGGCGUCCAUUUAAAUUACCCUUUUUUGCUUUACAAAGUUUAUCUGAGCCUAGAUGUUUAUUUCGCUGUUUGUUUUGCUAUCCACAAUGUGCUUACAAUAAACAACAAGCUACACCACCGA